Molecule: messenger RNA, 726 nt
Organism: Exophiala dermatitidis NIH/UT8656
Lineage: Eukaryota; Fungi; Ascomycota; Eurotiomycetes; Chaetothyriales; Herpotrichiellaceae
Exons: 2
Coding region: 1-726 (241 amino acids)
Molecular function (GO): protein binding
Source: RefSeq, a predicted model, not a curated record
AUGGCCAACAUUCCGUCCACUGUCUAUCGUGACCUUCUCACAAGCGGCAAGUUUUCAGACCUCAUCAUCGAUUGUCAAGGAUUCGCGUUCAAUGUCCACCGCACCGUGGUCUGCUCGCAGUCUCCGAUGUUAGACGCCGCCUGCAGCGGGCAGUUCGAGGAGGCAUCCAGUGGCCGGAUCAAAUUCCCAGAGCUGCAUCCCGCUAUCAUAGCGAGAGCCAUUCUCUUCAUGUACACUGGGGACUACGAUGAAGUCUCCCUUCCCGAAUUCUAUAUGAAGAUGUCUGGAUCUGAGGACUAUGACCGCUACAAAGACUUUAUCUUCGACAGGAUCAAAAUGAUCGAUAAUCUAGGCUUGCGGCAUCCCCCCAAAAUCAACGCCCUGCUGUACGCCUGUGCGGAUAUGCUUGGUAUACCAGGCUUGAAGACAGAGGCUUCAGCGCGGUUCAUGAAAGAUGCUGAAACUGCCUGCGACUACGAUGGGUUCGACGAACCAUUACGGCUACUUUACGAGAAUACGCCACUUGAUGAUCGUGGAUUGCGCUUCCAGGCUACUUGCCUUUGCGUGACGAGCCAUGAUGCCCUUGCCAUACGGCCCAAGACGCUGCAAGUCCUGCAGCAACACGAGCCAAAUGUGUGGAGUGUUUCGGUCGAGAUGCUGAAACGAUGGAAGGUUCUUGGACCAUCCUUCUGGCGAAAAGCAAAUAGCGAUGAGGAGACCGAAUGA